Messenger RNA from Symbiodinium natans, 486 nucleotides. Lineage: Eukaryota; Dinophyceae; Suessiales; Symbiodiniaceae. The record is from the annotation of a GenBank genome assembly.
AUGCGCAUCCAGAUCGUGAAGGCUUGCGUUGACUUGCCACCACCGACCUGGAAAGCCGAUGAGGCGACCGCAUUGUACUUGUAUGUGGUUCCCUGGAUGCCCAAUAUGGUGUUGGGCAACGGCGCCUUGGCCCGCAUCAGGAUGCGGGGAUUCUCGGAAGCCUAUGCGGGGGUGAGGAGCUACGUGGACUAUCCCGUCAUGUUCGCGACUGGCAUCCGAGCCUUCGGAGACGACAAGCUGUUCCUGGAAGUGCUGUUUCAGAACUUCUCCGGCACGCUGCACGUGCCCGCCGACCUGGGUCUCUCGUUUUACUACGUGCCGGAGCUGCAGUCGCCCAGCACGUCAGAGGAUGAAGGGGAGGUGGCAGCUUCCACAGCAACGCAGCCGGUGAAGCAGCGCCAGGAGGCAGAGUUGAGCAACCGGGGGAGCGAGCCGAAGGCACGGGAGGAGCAGGAGAAAGCCGAAGAAUCCUGGCGCAUCAAGUAG